UCUACUGAUCUGAGGUCUGACCAUCAGGCCAUGAAGUCAUACAACUUGUGAACUUUCUUGGAUGCACAUCUCCCUCUUUCACUGAAAUGGAUAUCUCAACACUGAAAAUGCUACCAGCAAGGAAACGUGUUUACACUGUGAAAGACGUCAUUGAAGCUGUCCAAACCGGAGAGAGUGACUUUGAAAUGGAAUCAGAGACCAGCGAAUCAAGUGACGAGGAGGUGGAUGAGGAUGUAGGUCCAGUGGAUGAACAGAAUCAGACACCCAUUGAUUGCCCAGCUGAUGAUGAUGAGGACGUUGAGGCAACCAAACCAAGCCAAACAACUCAUCAAACUAUGCCCCGGGACCGAUAUUGCUGGCUGAAAAAAGAUUUAACUAGUCCAUGUACUGAUUUCACUGGUCCAGAUGUCACCAGUGGUGCUGUUUCCCUCCAAACACCACUAGAGUACUUCCAGAGGUUUGUGUCAGAAGACAUAAUCCAGACUCUGACAGACAACACAAAUGAGUACAGCUUCCAAAGGAACGGCACAUGUCUAAAUACCAAUAACAAGGAAAUUGAGCAAAUGAUUGGCAUGUACCUGAAGAUGGGCCUGAUGCAAAUGUCUGGAGUCCGUAUGUAUUGGGAGACAGACACAUGGUACACCCCUGUUUCGGAUGUGAUGUCACGCAAUAGAUGCCAAUCUCUGUUAACAUCAUUGCAUUUUGUUAACAACCUCACAGUGUCAGAGGCACAAAAGAAAGACACACUCUGGAAACUCAGACCAUGCAGACACUGCGAUAAAGGCUACACCAAUACCCUCUGCAGGAAGUGCGGUGUGCGUCUAUGCUUUUCAGAUGAAAGGAACUGCUUUUUGGAGUACCACUGUACAUAAACACAAGUGGUUAUCGCCGUCGUCUCCCACUAAUCCGGGUUCCGCCAGCGCAUCCUGGGUCCUGCACCAAAGUUUUUAUUCUGUUUUUUUUUUUUUUUGCCCAAUAAAUUUAGAUUUAUAAAA
This is a messenger RNA of Trichomycterus rosablanca, 995 nucleotides long. RefSeq lists its product as uncharacterized. The record is from RefSeq and is a predicted model, not a curated record. Lineage: Eukaryota; Metazoa; Chordata; Actinopteri; Siluriformes; Trichomycteridae. The transcript has 3 exons. Bases 87 to 872 code for a protein of 261 amino acids.